AUGGCGACAAAAGGAUCUAGUAAACUAUAUACUAUUUCUGAUUUAUGGAGUGGUCUUGAAGAUAUUCGUGAUCAAGUCAAUCAACAAAGUAUCCGUCUCUUCAGAUUACUUCAACUUGAGUCCUCAAAUUUACUUGCUCCGCUUGUCGAAGGUAUCACAUGGGACCCAUACACCCGAGAAAUGCUGCCUGAUCACUUGCAUGAUCAGAUCCAAUUCUGUACAAUUAGUUUAAAUAGAUCAUAUUUAUCUAAAUAUUUGAUCGCAUUGCUGAGUUAUGGAGGAGUUCCAAAUGAAUUCUUCAUGGAUGUACUUAAAAGAAAUUUAGAAGAUGCAGACCAUAUCUAUACCAAACUGGGUACUGCCCUCACAGUUUCUGUCAACCAUGGUGAGAUGGAUGAUUACAAUGCUGCAGCAAUGAUUUUAUGUGGGAUCCCUCUUGAGGAACUGUUUCUACAGUAUCACCUGAAUAUACUUGUAAAAGCGGAAAAGAACAGGCUUGGAGAAGGGAAACUAUACUUAGAAGAUUGUUUCUACAUGAUGGGGACCGUUGAUCCCACUCGUACCCUUAAACCCAAUCAAGUCUGCAUUAUUCGGUAA
Trifolium pratense (red clover) is the source of this 597-nucleotide messenger RNA. RefSeq names its product probable RNA-dependent RNA polymerase 5. Gene Ontology annotation, cellular component: nuclear RNA-directed RNA polymerase complex. Gene Ontology annotation, molecular function: RNA-directed RNA polymerase activity. NCBI's taxonomy places the organism in Eukaryota, Viridiplantae, Streptophyta, Magnoliopsida, Fabales, Fabaceae. The record is from RefSeq and is a predicted model, not a curated record. Gene Ontology annotation, biological process: siRNA processing. The transcript has 4 exons. Bases 1 to 597 code for a protein of 198 amino acids.